UGCCCCAUGCUGUGGUAUUCAGUAUCCAGUUUUCCCUGAAGUGAAACUAUAUCACGAAAGAUUUUAGUGUUUAUAAACGCUUACAAAAAGCUCCAAACCAUGAAGCUUUUUCAGAUUCUCUGUGUCGUGAUGGUGAGUAUGCCACUUGUCGUAACCAGUGCCCCGUCGUGCCAACAAACAGACAAAAAAAGUGGAUCUCCAGGUUUGGAUGAGCUAAACCCUAAAUCUUUGGAGCAAGAACUUAGAUGUUUGCAAUCCAGUGUAGCAGCACUGAAAAAUGCUUUGGUCUUCAAUAAAGGGACAAGCAGCGGUAACAAAAUUUAUCUUACAAAUGGCCAGACAGCUACUUACAAUGAGGGAUACACAAUUUGUGCCAAGGCAGGAGGACAGUUGCCUUCCCCACAAAUUACAGAAGAGAAUGAAGCUAUAUUGACCCUUGCUUUGCAGAACAAGAUGGAUCCAUUCCUUGGUAUUAAUGACAUUGGGGAUGAAGGAACAUUUAGAUAUCCAAAUGGAGAGGAAAUAAACUAUUCAAACUGGUCACCUGGUGAACCCAAUGAUGAGUUUGGGGUUGAGGAUUGUGUUGAAAUGUUUAAUAAUGGGAAGUGGAAUGAUAAGAAUUGUGAAGAAAAACGACUUAUCAUUUGUGAAUUUUCUUAAAAUGUAUAUACUUUUAUUAUUUGUUUUUCCCACCCAGACAUGUUUAGUUUAAAAUAAAUAAUGUAAUUGAAGUAAUUGAAUAAAGUAAACAUGUUGU
Molecule: messenger RNA, 757 nt
Organism: Pelobates fuscus (common spadefoot toad)
Lineage: Eukaryota; Metazoa; Chordata; Amphibia; Anura; Pelobatidae
Product: pulmonary surfactant-associated protein D-like
Exons: 4
Coding region: 100-660 (186 amino acids)
Source: RefSeq, a predicted model, not a curated record